UCCAGGCAGGUGAAGCGGAAUUGGUGGAUGGUUGAACUCGAGGGCGAGGAGGACCAUGUCAGCACGCCACCAGCGGAAGAGCCGACCGCGACAGAGCAUCCUCACACCCCGUUUCUCUCGCACCCAUUCAGCACCCAUGCUGCGGAUUCGUCGGCGCGUUCGCCGCCGGCCUCUGGCACGACGUUCGUCCCACCCAAUAACCCUCUCUCCAUCUUCUCAUUCCCGACGCCUACCACGUACUCCGCUCCACCAAACCCUAUCCAAAAUAUGGCACCGUUCGCGUCUGGAUCAGCUUCAGAGCUGUUCAAGUGCGUGGUCAAGAAGCCAAACGUCGUCCAGCUUGAAAUCAACGGCGAGAUGCAGUCGAACGCCAACGACGUCAUGACACAAUUCCUCGCUGAGCUACGCGUGUACACUACCGUGUCACGGCAUCGCAAUAUAGCCGCAUUCCUAGGCUGCCUCGAGAACGUCGGCAUGGUGCUCGAGUGCAUCGAGGGGCGGACGCUGUGGGAUGUAGUCAAGGUGCGGCCGGAGCUGACUCGAAGCCAGAAAGUUGACUACCACAACCAACUGCUGGACGGACUUACUCACCUGCACUCUUUCGGCCUGAGCCACGGCGACCUCUCGCUGCUGAACGUGCAAGUGACCUACUCUUCUGACACGAUCAAGCUGCUCGACUUCGGCCGCUCCGUCGCGGCGGACUCCUUCUUUGCCUCGCCGUUCGAGGACAUGUCUCAACGUCCGGCCGCGCCAGAACCCCCGCGCCCACCGGUGACGUCGCGCUUUGCGCCAAAGUCGCCUUACUCUCCCGUACCUCCUACUCCGCCGCCAUUACAGUCGAGGCAAGUAGAGCAGAUACACCCUGGACCCGUCCUGCGCGGCGAGUGCCAGGACCCUCGCUUAGCGGACGCUUACAGCUUUGGAGUCAUCUUGGUUUGCUUGGAUCGAUCCUGGGACCAACGGAAGGAUCUCCUACCCAAAGGUUUCUUGGACGGCUUGCAGGUCUUCAGGGAGAGGUGCGAGGCAUAUCUCAAACGAUGGGAUAAGGGCAGGCGUAAGCUGGCAAAAGAAGAUAUGAUGGACGUCGACAUUCAGAUGGGUAUCUAGACUGACUCAUUGACACUGGACACUCACGCGUUUUGGACUGUCAGAUGUAGUGCGCGUUCAAUGAUUCUCAAUGUAAUUGCCCUUUACAUGUACAUGCCAUUGAGACGGCAUAGAGGCUGUGUACUAGAGUAUUCAUCGGGAUUGGCCUUGGAUAAUGAGCUGCGCUCCUGGCUGAUCAAUGAGAUGACGAGCACAACCUGCAUACAGCAUUUGUAUCG
This is a messenger RNA of Fomitopsis serialis, 1325 nucleotides long. Its product is annotated as kinase-like domain-containing protein. The annotation marks the transcript as partial. Lineage: Eukaryota; Fungi; Basidiomycota; Agaricomycetes; Polyporales; Fomitopsidaceae. Gene Ontology annotation, molecular function: protein serine/threonine kinase activity; ATP binding. The record is from RefSeq and is a predicted model, not a curated record. The transcript has 6 exons. Gene Ontology annotation, biological process: intracellular signal transduction; protein phosphorylation.